Molecule: messenger RNA, 766 nt
Organism: Ceratitis capitata (Mediterranean fruit fly)
Lineage: Eukaryota; Metazoa; Arthropoda; Insecta; Diptera; Tephritidae
Exons: 4
Coding region: 241-684 (147 amino acids)
Biological process (GO): septate junction assembly
Source: RefSeq, a predicted model, not a curated record
CAAUCGAACGAACACCAAACAAAGCGACGCUAAAUUGGUGGGCACUGAAGAAAACAAGAUUCAGUACGAAUUGAACGUUUGCGCUGAAGACGUGACUAGUUGUGAAAUCGCGUGGAAAAAUUGAAAAAUAUACAAAUCUGAAUACAGAUACAAGUGUAAACAAGUUUUUUUUUCUUGUGAGGAAAGCCUUAACGAAACAAAAUAAUAAUUUAAAAGCGUAAUUCAAAUAAAAAAAUAAAAAUGGAGUUCAACAAUCGUCUACUGCUGAAAAUCAUUGAGCUGGGCAUUGCGAUCGCCUGCAUUGUACUAUGGGAAACCUCCGGCGAGUUGUCCUCAAAACCGCUGAUUGUUUGCGGUACACUCGGUGGUUUCACUAUCAUUUGCGGUGUACUGUUAGUUGGUCACAUACUCAACUCAAUUGUAGAGAAACGUCUCAAUGCACUCAUCUCCAUUAUUGGUUGUGUGCUCUUCGUCAUUUCGGGCGCCUUGAUCAUCGAUGAAUGGCAUGAUAAUUCGAAUUUCCUCUAUAAGGAGCGUAAACGUAAUGCACUUGCUGCUGGUUCACUGAUGAUCAUCAAUGGUGCCGUUUUCUUACUGGAUACACUCUCGAUUUGCAGAACGCGCCGUGAAGUGCCGGUGAUUAAGGAUAUACCAAAAAAUACCUAUGAUUUAAGUCGAUAUUAAUAUGGAUAUAAUAUUUUGUGUGUAUCUCUACUGGACUGGAAGUGUAUAUUUAAUGUGAUAUUAGUCUUAUUUCGUUUUUAGG